Molecule: messenger RNA, 781 nt
Organism: Aspergillus saccharolyticus JOP 1030-1
Lineage: Eukaryota; Fungi; Ascomycota; Eurotiomycetes; Eurotiales; Aspergillaceae
Product: pyruvate transporter MPC1
Exons: 4
Coding region: 78-455 (125 amino acids)
Biological process (GO): pyruvate import into mitochondria
Cellular component (GO): mitochondrial inner membrane
Source: RefSeq, a predicted model, not a curated record
CUCUGCCUUCUCUAUCGUCCCUCUCAUCUCUUCAGCGUCACUCUCCUCCCCGUGCUUCCUUCCCCUCUCCGCUCACAAUGGCUGCUGCAAUCAAGGCAAUUAACGCCAAGAUCCGUUCCAACAAGGUUCUGGACUAUGUUUGCUCUACACAUUUCUGGGGCCCUGCUUCCAACUUCGGUAUCCCCAUCGCCGCUGUCAUGGACACCCAGAAGGACCCCGAGAUCAUCUCCGGUCAAAUGACUGGCGCCCUCGUCAUCUACUCCGGUACCUUCAUGCGUUACGCGCUCGCCGUCUCCCCCAAGAACUACCUCCUGUUCGCCUGCCACGCCAUCAACUUCUCCGCCCAGCUGACCCAAGGUUACCGCUACCUGAGCUACUGGAACUGGGGCGGCCGCGAAGCCAAGCUCGCCCAGGCUGCUCAGCAGGGCAAGGAGGCCACCGAAGCCGGCCAAUAGACCAGGAAAAUCCCCCCCCAAUCCAUCUCCAUUCUAUCAAUCCUGGGUCCUCUUCCUGUUUCUCUUCUACAACCCUAAUCCCUAUCUCUCUGGGCGCUUGUCUUCUUGACCGCUUGCGCGCGGGUGUUGUCUCAAUCUGUACGAUUUCGCAGCAAGGGGGAGGGGAGGAAGGGAGGGUGUUUUUGAUUUCCUUCCUUUCUCUUGGUAAGGAGGGUCUUCUGAUUGUGGUCUGGUUCCUUUCGGCUCUCCGCUUCGUUACCUUGCAGGUUUGUGCAUGGCGGGUGCCUUCGUGUAUAUAGCUCUUUUUUUGCUCCCUUCGUACUAGA